Molecule: messenger RNA, 253 nt
Organism: Dentiscutata erythropus
Lineage: Eukaryota; Fungi; Glomeromycota; Glomeromycetes; Diversisporales; Gigasporaceae
Source: the annotation of a GenBank genome assembly
CUAGAACAUCUAGGCAUUGAUAAAUUUAUUGUUAAACAAGCCUCUAUAUCUCUUCAAAAUAUUUUAGUAAAUCGUCUUAGUUCUGCUGUAGUCAAGCAAUCUCAAAAACUCUUUAUUGGUGUUAAUGAAUAUAAUACACUAAGUAAUAAUAGUGUGUUCAAACAUGAAGUCCAUAUUCUUAAUAUUGCAAAAAGCAAUGAUAUUAAUAUAGUUAAGCAAAUUUUUGAUACAAAUUUUUUUUCAGUACUCAAGA